Astrephomene gubernaculifera is the source of this 1768-nucleotide messenger RNA. Lineage: Eukaryota; Viridiplantae; Chlorophyta; Chlorophyceae; Chlamydomonadales; Astrephomenaceae. The record is from the annotation of a GenBank genome assembly.
CCUUAGCAGACUCCCAGGGAACAAGUAAUUUUAGGGCAAACUAUAUAUGUGCGAGUGUUAGCGCCGCAACAAGCUUUGCCUUGCCAACUUACAUGAUACAACGUCCAGUAACAGUCGACGAGAGACCCCUUCGGCUUUCCACCCGACAAGGACUGCUUGGUUUGAUAGGUGUUUAUAGCAACCCACCAUAGGGUGUGUGAGUAUCUAGUUCUCUGGCGAAGCGUAAUGGAGUCCGCUGAGUCCACUCAGUUCACCGAGCUAACAGCCUGUGCUACCUGCGGCACUCUGUGGAAGCGUGAAUUUAAGAAUGGCGCAGAGCAACUUGAAAUUGUGGCGAAGCGACUUCGCAAGGAACCGCAUCUUACCGAACCGCCGAACGGCCACCGAAUCGUCUUCUGGAAGUGUCAUACAUGCGGGGCUGACCAUAUAGACGAUACAUGGACGGAGCUCCUGGCUACAGUGGGUGUGCGCGACAGCACAGCAGCGGCAGCGGCGCCUUUGUCUACCCCGGCUAAACCGAGCCCCUCAGGGAACAACCCCUUUCAGGGGUCACCAUCCCACCUUCUGCGACCACCCGUGUUGCAGCGCUAGGGCGCCUAACGACGCGAUACUACCUCCUAAAGCCGCUCUACGGUUCGGCCCGUUUGAAAGGCCGUAGGGGCGGUGCCAUGCGUCUACAUAUCCGUGAUGACAUCCCAAUUGAUGGCCAUCUGAAGAGCUUAUUAACGGCACCGAAAGGUGUGCUGCAUGCUGUAUAAGGCAGCCUGCCUACGCAGCCGUUGUAGAACGCCGUUGCCGCCGUUGCUCUGUUGUGAGCAUAGCGGUAUUGUGAUGGGUCUUUCUCCAUGCAGGCGCCGUGAUCUGGUAGCGAUCGAGGCGCUUGGACUGGCGCAGGUGUUGUAUGUAAACUGACCCAAAUGGUGAUUUCAGCACAGGGUUGGUAAAGAGUGUUGGAGUUGGUGACUGUAGCAGGGUUUGGUGUGCCAGCGUGAGUGCGUUGAUCCCGCCAUGUCCGUGGCUUCAUGCCGCCAAUCAGGAUGUACCUGCGGGUGGGAGCCUUUGGGAACCACCCUUGAGGCGAUGCAGGCAGGGCGGGGAAUGACGAAGAAGAAGAGAGUUAGGGUGUGUAGGGCUGGAUUCGACACGAGUUUGGCAAACUGACGACAUGACGAGGUACCGGUAGCAGCCGUGAGCAUGAAGACAUAUGCGGGUACGAGGAGUCUAGGGGGUCAUUUGGAUCCGUGACCAGUUUCACCGGCUUGCAUUUGAUGGGUUGCGAUGAAAUUAUAUGCAUUGUUGCUCAGGUGCAGCAUGCGUCCCGCAGUUUUGGGAAACAGGGGGAUGCGCUCCUUUUCCAGCUUCGAGGGAGUUGGCACCUCUUGUCUCGCUAGCCCCCAGUGGCCGAUGGGAUGUGGACGUUGGCACCAGUGAUCGCCUGUGCUGUGGGCUUGGUACAGUCCAUAUGGCUUCCGGGUGCGAGAGCUGAGGAGUAUGUAUGUGUCUCAGUCUGCGCGUGUGAGUCACUGCACUGUGGGCACUAACACGGCUGUAUGCGUGUACGAUGAUAACGCGUAGCUGCCACCACCGCCUUCUAAGCCGGCGACCGAGAACGUGUAGUGUGAGACAUCAACAGAAGACCGGGAAUCUGGGCGCGUUACAGAACGUUUGCUCAUUUGUUACCGCACUGGAUGGCUUCGUUCAGGGCAUCGUUUGCUCUUUCCAAGAACAACCACCAUUUGUUAAAGUUGGUGUCCCGGACGCCAUAGUA